AUGUUCGCAGAGGCACGGAAUUACAUUGCAUGUUGUCCCUCAUCCUAUCAAUUUCAUCCUCCAGACACGACGGUUGAUCCAGAUCGACCUGCCUAUGGCGGUACAUGCUACAGCGACCUUCCCGCCAAGACAAACGUCCCAGUAAUCGCAUACGAUGAAGAAGGCGACACAGCAAGCAAGGCCUUCAGCCAGAGUGUCAGCGGCGGACAAGCCUUCGCACAUCCCAUCGACGGCUGGGCUCUCACUUCGCCCACAAUCAUCGGCUGCCCAACCUCGUCAGCAUCCCUAACAUCGGACGCCGACUCGGACGGCGCAGCAGUUCACUCCAGUACACGAUCUUCGGCAUCGAUUCGUAGUUCAUCCCAAGCUGGUGCCGGCGCCGAUGUAUCCAACGCCUCUUCCACCGCGACAGCGUCUUCUGACAGCGGCGUUUCCACUGGCGCCAUCGUAGGUGCCACGAUCGGUGGCUGCGCCGCCCUCGCUCUCCUCGUUGGCCUCGUCUGGUUCCUCCUUGCGCGGCGCCGCAAGAACGUCAUACCCAAAGACGCCCACCAGAUGGCCGAUGACCUGGGCGGCCCAAAAACAUACUACCGCUCGGAAGGCCAGACCCAGUAUAAUAGCCACGAGGUGAGCGCAUAUCCGCAGGAGAAGUCACUUUCCGCCGAGACACAUGCGUCGGAGUGGAGACCGAGUCAGCUGAACGACGGGCAUGGGGCUUUUGAGAUGCAGGCUGUGAAUGCGCAGGAGUUGCCGGCGGAGGGAAUGAAGGGUGGAGAUUCGAAGGUUAUGGGGUUUUAUGCUAGGUGA
Didymosphaeria variabile is the source of this 807-nucleotide messenger RNA. RefSeq lists its product as uncharacterized. The transcript has 2 exons. NCBI's taxonomy places the organism in Eukaryota, Fungi, Ascomycota, Dothideomycetes, Pleosporales, Didymosphaeriaceae. Bases 1 to 807 code for a protein of 268 amino acids. The record is from RefSeq and is a predicted model, not a curated record.